CCGGUGAGAUAACAGGCCUGUCACAGGGUCUAGCUGUGAUAACAUUUGUAUCAGCCUGAACACGUCGAGAAGAGGUCAGACCAGGUUUGACCACUACAGUUCUACAGAUCGCCCUCAAAGUCUACGAGUCACCAUGAUUCAAGCCAACCCACUCUAUGAGGAGCCCCUCACGAUCGCUGCACUUGCCGAGCGAAUAUCUUUGCUUUCAUCACAAAUCAGCUCGUAUAUCAGUUCCAACUCCCUUCCUGAACCAGGAUUUGGCCCGGACACGAAAGAGGUUCCGGAAACGGCAGAAUAUGAAGCUCUUCGGGCACCCUUGAACGAUGCAGCACUCGACCUUCUCCGGCUGGUGAAUGGACCGAAGAAUACGCUGCAAGAAAUGUACUUUCGACACUACGACCUCGCGGCCCUGCAGAUCGCGCUCGACCGGCAGUUCUUCAAGCAUGUCCCACUUGCCUCCAGUUCCGCUACGCCAGAAGUGGACAACGGCAGCAAGGCAAGCGUAUUCGAAAUCGCCGAGAAGGCUGGCAUGGAUGUGGAUCGAACGGGACGCGUCAUGAAAAUGCUCGCAACCCAUCGCAUCUUCGCCCAAGUCGAGGACGAGGACGAGGAACACGAGACAUUCGAGCAUACAGCCAGCUCGGCGCUCUUGGCUCGCGACCCAGGGAUAUAUGCGGGCGCCGAUAUGCAAAUGGACGACAUGUUGAAAGCGGCAUCGGAGGCAGCGAAUGCAAUUUCGGGUUCACCUUACAGGUCGGAUGCCUCGCAUUCGGCGUUCCAUAAGAGGUUUGGGGCAACGAUGUAUGAGUACUACGAGCAAAGGCCCGACAAGGCUCGGAGGUUUGCACAGGCCAUGAGCAGUUGGUCGCAAUACGAACGACAAUUUAGUGAACUCCGAUCGGGGUUUGCGUGGGCAGGCCUAAAUGAGGGGAAAGUUGUGGAUAUUGGGGGAGGGAAUGGCCACGUCUCAGUAGCACUUGCACGAUCAUUUCCAUCGUUGCAAUUUGUGGUACAAGACAUAUCUCCACAUAUGCUCUCCCAAGCAGAAGAAGACUUAGGCCAUCGGAUCUCAUUUCAGAAGUAUGACUUCUUCACCCCACAACCCGUACAAGACGCAUCGGUUUUCCUUCUACGCCAGUGUCUCCACAAUCAGAUUGAUGAUGCUGCAAUCAAGAUCAUUCGUCAGGUAGUGCCUGCUCUGGAGCGCUGUGGACAUGGCACGCCGUUGCUCAUCAACGAUGUUAUCUUACCCGACAGUGGCACAAUAACGAAGUAUGAAGAGCACCAUCUCAGGCAAAUUGAUUUCUGUAUGAUGUCGCUGCUGGGUGCUAAGCAGAGGACCGAGAAGGAAUUCGCCGCACUAAUCAGGAAGGCCGACGAGCGUUUAGAGAUUGUGAAUGUUCGCAAGAGCACGAUCGGCUUGGGGCUGAUCGAGGUACGACUUAAAGUGGAGGGAUGAACAAGCACUAUGAGGGCAAAAAGGUCGGCUGGGAGGAUGAAUAUUCGCCUGGAAGAACUCGUAGUCCAAAGUUCUGCAUGUUUUGCAUUAGUUUAAUAGAGAGCCUAAUUCUAUUCGAGCUUCGCGAAGUCGUGUCCAGUUAGUGUGGGUAGUAGGCGGGAGGCAUCCCCCAAACAAACUGAAGUGCGUGGGACAUUACCCCAUCUGGAUACCAAGAUCGUCCCGACCCGUCCGCUGUACGCGUCGUAUCUGCACAGGCCAUUGCGCCAGUGGCGUGAAGUUAAUCUACUCUUCAGCCUCUGCCAUCAUCAUUGAAA
Messenger RNA from Aaosphaeria arxii CBS 175.79, 1776 nucleotides. RefSeq names its product S-adenosyl-L-methionine-dependent methyltransferase. The transcript has 3 exons. Lineage: Eukaryota; Fungi; Ascomycota; Dothideomycetes; Pleosporales. The coding region runs from base 134 to 1459 and encodes 441 amino acids. Gene Ontology annotation, molecular function: O-methyltransferase activity. The record is from RefSeq and is a predicted model, not a curated record.